Molecule: messenger RNA, 1812 nt
Organism: Coprinopsis cinerea okayama7#130
Lineage: Eukaryota; Fungi; Basidiomycota; Agaricomycetes; Agaricales; Psathyrellaceae
Product: dihydroxy-acid dehydratase
Exons: 18
Coding region: 55-1812 (585 amino acids)
Biological process (GO): branched-chain amino acid biosynthetic process
Cellular component (GO): mitochondrion
Molecular function (GO): dihydroxy-acid dehydratase activity
Source: RefSeq, a predicted model, not a curated record
GUUCUUGUUACUUUCUCUCUUCAACGUUGACUUACUAGUAGUCGGAACCACAAAAUGGCGACCUCGGAUUCUGGAGACGUUCAAAUUCACAACCUGAGCAAACCCUCAGCGCAGGGAGCUCAGCUAAACAAGAUCUCAUGCCAGAUUACGCAAAACAAGAUCCGGGGAGGAGCACAGGCGAUGCUCUAUGCCGUCGGACUGGAGGAGACGGACAUGGAUAAACCCCAGAUCGGUAUUUCGCCGGUCUGGUGGGAAGGCAAUCCAUGCAAUUUCCACCUCCUUGACCUUGCAAAGCAUGUCAAGAAAGGCUGUCAAGAAGAAGACCAGAUUGGGUUGAUCUUUAAUACCAUCGGUGUCAGUGAUGCCAUUACGAUGGGUACAGACGGAAUGCGGUACAGUCUACCCAGUCGAGACCUCAUCGCGGACUCCAUCGAAGCAGUCGUCAUGGCCCAGCACUACGACGGAAACAUCGCUAUUCCUGGAUGCGACAAGAACAUGCCCGGCUGCUUCAUGGCUGCUGUCCGACACAACCGACCGACCAUUAUCGUCUAUGGAGGGACUAUCCAACCUGGUACCCGGCACGUUGAUUGUCCUUCUAUGGGUAAAGAGAAGGGAGGGACUGUGAAUAUUUCGGAUGCGUUUGAAUCGUAUGGUGCCUUUACUGUGGGCAAGAUCACCGAUGAGCAGAGGUUCGACGUUGUGCGACAUGCCUGUCCUGGCCCCGGAGCCUGCGGCGGAAUGUACACUGCGAACACGAUGAGUUCUGCCCUCGAGGUCCUCGGCUUGUCGCUCCCGUAUUCUUCAAGUAUCCCAGCGAUGCAUCCAGAGAAGGUCCAAGAAUGCUUCAGGGCUGCCAAGUACAUGAAGAAGCUGCUUGAGUUGGAUUUGAAGCCCAGGGAUAUCUUGACGAAGCAGUCCUUCCUGAAUGCCAUUGUCAUCAUCACCGUUCUGGGAGGCUCCACGAACGCGGUUCUCCACUUGUUGGCAAUGGCCCGAGCUGCUGAGAUUGAUCUCACCAUCGACGACUUCCAAGCUGUAGCAGACAGGACACCAUUCCUGGCCGACCUCAUGCCGUCAGGUCGCUAUUACAUGGAAGACAUCCACCGCAUUGGCGGCAUCCCCGCCAUCGUCAAGUAUUUGUUGAACCACUCCGAUCUCAUCGACGGAAACCAGAUGACUGUCACUGGAAAGACGCUGGCUGAGAACCUAGCGGAUGUUCCUGAGCUUGAGUUCCAUAACCAGGACGUCUUCCGUCCACUGGACAAUCCUAUCAAGCCGACAGGUCAUAUCACGAUCUUGAGAGGUAACCUGGCGCCAGAAACAGCUGUUGCGAAGCUCACUGGCAAAGAGGGACUGAGAUUCGAGGGUGUCGCGCGUUGCUUCGAUAGCCUCGAGAAGUUCUACCCCGCUCUUGCUGCAGGGGAAAUCAAACCCGGAACUGUCCUAAUCUUCAGAUAUCAAGGUCCCAAAGGUGCACCCGGUAUGCCGGAGAUGUUGGGUCCAACUGGAGCUAUCGCAGGCGCUGGCUUGGCCAACUCGACUGCGUUGAUCACGGACGGCCGUUUCUCUGGCGCCAGCCGAGGGUUUAUUAUUGGGCACGUCGUCCCAGAGGCACGAGUUGGCGGACCCAUUGCCCUUGUCAAGGACGGAGACAAGAUCGUCAUCGACGCCGAGACUCGAACAAUCAACUGGCUCGUGGAUGAGGAAGAACAAGCAAAGAGGAGGAAAGAAUGGGAGGCGUCGGAUAACGGCAAGUUGAAUGUGAAGAGAGGAGUUUUGUACCGAUAUGCCAGAGAUGUCGCGGGAAGAUAA